Messenger RNA from Gracilinanus agilis (Agile Gracile Mouse Opossum), 757 nucleotides. RefSeq names its product lysine-specific histone demethylase 1A-like. The record is from RefSeq and is a predicted model, not a curated record. The annotation marks the transcript as partial. Lineage: Eukaryota; Metazoa; Chordata; Mammalia; Didelphimorphia; Didelphidae. The transcript has 2 exons.
AAGGAACCGCUGAGGGCUUCGCCACCCGGGGGUCUGGCGGAACCGACCGGCCCUGCUGGAGCACCUCAGCCCGGCCCCGCUGGAGCGCCGGGACCUGCCGGGGCGCCCAUGGAGACGGGAAUCUCUGAGACCCCGGAGGGCCGCCGGACCAGCCGGCGCAAACGAGCCAAGGUAGAGUACAGAGAAAUGGAUGAGAGCUUGGCCAACCUCUCUGAAGAUGAGUAUUAUUCUGAAGAGGAAAGAAAUGCCAAAGCAGAAAAGGAGAAGAAGCUUCCUCCUCCUCCUCCUCAAGCCCCUCCAGAGGAGGAGAAUGAAAGUGAACCUGAAGAGCCUUCUGGUAAGUUAAACAACUUUAGUCUGUGCCUGGUCUUAGAGAUGUGGAACUAUUGGAAUUGAUCGACACCUUUGACUUUGUCUAGGUGCCCAAUUUGGUUUCUGACUUAGAAUGCUAGGGUUCUUGUCUUUAUGGCUCUUUGUACAUAAAGCAGUGGUAUUGGUAUCUGUGUUUGCAUUUCCAGGAAUAAAGUGAAGGGGGGGGAAUGGGUAGGCUAGUGGGAGAACAAAAAGUUUAAAAAUGGUAGAAAAAAUAAAGAGCUUGAAGGGAAUGAAACUACAAUGAAAAUAAACAGCAAUAUAAGGACAGAUUCUAAGUUUGGAAGAUUGUAUUGGGAUCAGGGCCUUAUAAAUGUCCUAAAGUUAUAGAGUAAGUAAGGUUACAGCUAUUACUGAUUUUUAUCUUAUUUUUUUACAGGUGGAG